This is a messenger RNA of Dendrobium catenatum, 1265 nucleotides long. RefSeq names its product transcription repressor MYB6. NCBI's taxonomy places the organism in Eukaryota, Viridiplantae, Streptophyta, Magnoliopsida, Asparagales, Orchidaceae. The transcript is spliced from 2 exons. The record is from RefSeq and is a predicted model, not a curated record. Bases 200 to 1021 code for a protein of 273 amino acids.
UUUCCCAAGAUAAAGGACAAAUUUGCAAUUUAAGCAAAUGCGGGGCCCAGAAAUUGGAAGCGAAGAGGAUGAAUGGUUAUAAAAGGAUGGCUAAUGGCUUCAAAAUCUUGAGGUGGUUUGCCCCCCAAUUGCGAGUCAUCUAGACCGAGCUACACAGAAUUACCCUAAGCUUGUCGAGCACAAGUUAACACAAAGAGAGAUGGGAAGGGCUCCUUGCUGCUCUAAGGUCGGACUCCACAGAGGACCAUGGACUGCAAGAGAAGAUGCACUGCUCACCAGCUAUAUUCAGAACCAUGGCGAAGGCAACUGGAGAUCGCUUCCCAAAAGAGCAGGUCUACUUCGUUGCGGGAAGAGCUGCAGGCUUCGAUGGAUGAACUAUCUUCGCCCAGAUAUCAAAAGGGGGAACAUUGGCCCAGAAGAAGAAGACCUCAUCAUCCGCCUCCAUUGUCUCCUUGGCAACCGUUGGUCUCUCAUCGCCGGACGCCUCCCUGGUCGCACUGAUAAUGAAAUUAAGAACUAUUGGAAUAGCCACCUCAGUAAAAAGCUCAAGAAUCAAGGCUUCGUUGUACGAGAAGGAACCCCGAGGCCUAAGCGAUCGGCAGCUCCUAACUCAGAUAAUAAAAGGAAGAACAACAAUAAUGUGAAUAACAACAGCAAAUUUGCCAAGAUCAUGCAAGGCAAUGACGCACCUGAGAGUACCAAAAUAUAUGCUCCUAAGCCUACAAGGUUUAAGCCUAAGUGGUUAGGGAUGGAAAAGAGUGAGAGCAUGACAGGAGACGGUGAGAAAGGGACAUCAGAAGCGAGCAGUGCAACUGAUAAUGCAGAUUUGGUAUCAUGGUCACAGGUUGAUCAUGUUAGGGAAUUUGAUCAAACGGUUGGAUUUCUUAAUGCAACCCAUUGGGAUUUGGCUUCUGAUUUUUCCAUGCAAGAUGAAUCACUUGAGAGACUAUAUAAUGAGUACUCACAGCUCUUGCAGUUUGAGGUUGAUGUGAAUCAAUUAGCUGAGCCUCUAAUGCUAUAAUAAGAUUACAGUUACUGCAUGCAUUCAAAUAUUUGAAGAUUUCCAGCAUUAAUGUGCAUGUUAAUGGAAGUAUGUAAGAAAAUGUACUUAAACAUAGAUCAAUCGAUCUCUCAUGAUGUUAAAUAUUAAUGCAAAUGGAAAUGUACGAGAGUUUCAAGAGUAUGAGUAUGUAUAGUACGUCUCUCUAAUUGAAUUUUAUAUGGGAACAGAAAGGCUAUCGUAUUUUUUUUAAGUUAUGAACCUU